Molecule: messenger RNA, 3009 nt
Organism: Prunus armeniaca (apricot)
Lineage: Eukaryota; Viridiplantae; Streptophyta; Magnoliopsida; Rosales; Rosaceae
Source: the annotation of a GenBank genome assembly
AUGGCGUUGCCAUCUUUUCCUUCAACUGAAUCAGCUACUCAAUGGAAGUAUGAUGUGUUUUUGAGUUUUAGAGGUGAAGACACCCGCAAUGGUUUUACAUCCCAUUUAUACCACGAGUUGCAGUGGCGAUCAAUUAAAACAUUCAAGGACGACUCAAAGCUUGAAAAAGGCACCACUAUUUCUCAAGAACUCUCGACAGCAAUCGAACAAUCGAGGUUUGCCAUCAUCAUUCUCUCGCCAAACUAUGCUUCUUCCUCAUGGUGCUUGGAUGAACUUACAAAAAUUCUUGAAUGCAUGAAAGCAAGAGACACAAUUCUCCCCAUUUUUUAUCAUGUGGAUCCCUCUCAUGUUCGAAAUCAAACGGGGACUUUCUUGGAAGCCUUCAUUAAGCAUGAAGAAAAGCUUAGGGAAGACAUAGAAAAAGUUAAACAGUGGAGGGCUGCUUUAACAAAUGUGGCUAAUCGCACUGGGUGGGAUUCCAAGGAUAAGUGUGAAAGUGAACUUAUUAAAGAUGUUCUCAAACACGUAUGGAAUAAACUGCAACCUUCAUUCACCUUGUCAUUAGGUUCCAUAGAAAAGUUAGUUGGAACCGAUUCUACACUGCUAGAACUUCGUUUGCUUUUAGAUCUUGAGGCAAAUGAUGUUCGCUAUAUAGGGAUUUGUGGGAUGGGUGGGAUGGGCAAGACAACCAUUUCUAGGCUAGUUUAUGAGAGAAUUUCCCAUACUUUUGAAGUUAGCAACUUUCUUGCAGACGUCAGAAAGUAUGGUCAAAAUGGUUUAGUCCAGUUACAAAAACAACUUCUGUCCCAUAUAUUGAAGAAACAAAACAUAAAAAUUUGGGAUGUUUAUAGUGGAAGCACUAUGAUAAAGAACUGUUUCUGUGACAAAAAGGUUCUUCUCAUUCUUGAUGAUGUGGAUCAAUUAAAUCAACUGGAAAUGUUGGUCGGAAAGAAAGAGUGGUUUGGAACAGGGAGCAGAAUCAUCGUUACAACUAGAGAUGAACGAGUGCUACUUGAACAUGGUAUAGAGAAAUCAUACAAGGUCAAGGGAUUAAAUAACAAUAAAGCUCUUCAACUAUUUAGUUGGAACGCCUUCAAGAAAUAUAGACCUGAAAAACAAUAUCUGGAACUGUCUAAGUGUUUCAUUCAAUAUUCCAGGGGCCUUCCAUUGGCUCUUAAAACUUUGGGGUCUUACUUAUAUAAAAGAAGUCUCGAUGAAUGGAGUAGUGCCUUGGAUAAACUAGAGAAAGUUCCUAAUGUAACGAUUUUCCACACUCUCAAAAUAAGUUACGAUGGACUUGAUGAGAUGGAGAAGAGAAUGUUUCUUGAUGUUGCAUGUUUCCAUAAGGGAAAGGAAAAGGGACAAGUAAUUGAAAUGCUAGACAGUCGUGGCUUCUGUGGAAGUAUUGGGAUACAAGUUCUUCAUGAGAAAUCUAUCUUAACUAUUGAGUAUGGAAAUGGUUUUGAACCCGACAAAGUGCAAAUGCAUGAUUUGAUGCAGGAAAUGGCAUGGGAAAUUGUUCGUCAAGAAUCUUAUGAUGACAUCGGUCAACGAAGUCGGUUAUGGCUUCGCAACGACAUUCUUCAUGUACUCGCGAAUAAUACAGUAAGAAAAGCAAUUGAAGCCAUGGUCUUAUGCUUGCCUAAAGUAGAAGAGGUACACUGGAAUCCUGAAGCCUUCUCUAAGAUGAGCAAACUAAAGGUGCUCCAAUUUGAUAAUUUGAUCAUUUCUCCAGGCCCCAAAACUCUCCCUAAUUCCAUAAGAAUUUUGGAAUGGAGAUGCUAUCCUUCCAAAUUUCUCCCACCAAGUUUCCAACCGGAAUUUCUUACUAAACUUAGCUUGCCUCAUAGCGAAAUUGUUCAGCUUUGGAAUGGAGUAAAGUACAUAGGUAACUUGAAAUCUUUAGAUCUUUCUUUCUCAAGAAACCUCAUCAGGACCCCAGAUUUCACGGGUACUCCGAAUCUUGAAACCUUUAACGUUAUGGGUUGUACGAAUUUAGUUGAGAUUCACCCAUCCAUUUCAGUUCUCAAAAGGCUUAAAACUUUGAAUUUGGGACAUUGUGGAAGAGUAGAGAGUUUCCCAAGUCAUGAGAUGCCAGGCGGAAAAAAGAAAAAACCAUUGCAGGUUCUUCAUUUCAGCAUAUGCUGGAGAAAGAGUCCUGAACCUUGGGGUGUGGUGUUGCCUUCUCUAGAUGGUUUGUGCUGUUUGGAGAGAUUAGAUCUAAGUGAUUGUAAUCUUUAUGAAGGAGCGAUCCCCGAUGGCAUUACUCGGCUUUGUAAUCUUAGGUUUCUUAACCUGAAGAGGUGUGAAAGGCUUCAAGAAUUGCCAGAUCUUCCAUCAAACAGAUGGUUAUGCAUAAAUGCAGACGACUGUACUUGCUUAAAAGUAGUACCAGUUGCAUCAGAGUUAAGCACAUAUCUCACUCUACUGAGUAGGUUCAGUUCUAUCAAUUGCUUUGGCUUGGUUGACAAUGUACCGAGAUUUCAAUUCAAACUAGACAUUGUAACUCCUGGAAAUGUGAUUCCUAAAUGGUUCAAUUAUCAAAGAGUGGGAGAUUCGAUAAUGCUGAAGGUACCUUCGCAUUUAAAAGGCAAGAACAGGUUGGGAAUUGUGUUAUGUGCUGUUUUUGCAGAUGAGCAAAAUGCCCUUCUUGAUGAAUUCAAUUCUUUCACAAUUCUAUGUUCGUCCUCCGCAUUUGGCUCUGUUUAUGGGCCUAUUUUUGAAGUAGGCCAUCUCGUGUCAGAUCACAUUUGGGUAUCUUAUGCUCCUCUUUCCCAUUGGUAUUAUAGGAGACCAAUUUUGAUUGAUUUCGAAGCAUGUUAUUGUGGUUCACAGAGGAAAGGCAUGGGACCAAGGUUCAGGAGGAUCAAGAAAUGUGGGGCCUUUUUGGUGAACCAUGACAUUGACUCUCACAAAUCAUCAGAAGGUGCACCUGCACCAGGUGCCAUCCUCAAGAGAACACAUGAACAUGACGAAAGAUUGCCCCGCAAAAGAUCCAGGGAAGACUAA